AUGGCAGAGAAUAGCGGCGCUGACAGCAGCAGCGGGGGACACAUUCCGCAGUAUAUUCCUUCCAAGCACGUUCCAUUGACAGACCAGCUAGAAAAGGACAAGGAUGACGAGAGCUUACGGAGGUGGAAGGAGAGCCUAUUAGGCGAACUAUCGCUCGACGACAAAGGCAAGCGAGGAGGCUCCGCGGUCGAGUUUUCGGCUGUGCGGCUGCUCGUGGAGGAGCGGGACCCCAUCGUGCUUCCGUUGCCUAAGGACGGCGAGGCCGUGGCGUCGCCGGCGAGCUUCGAGCUGAAGGAGCGGUGCAAGUACCGGCUGCAGUUCGAAUUUACAGUCGCGAACGACGUGGUGCUGGGCCUCACGUAUGUCAACACCGUGUAUAAGGACGGCGAUCAAGUGGAUACUUCUAAGGUGAUGCUUGGAGCAUAUGCGCCCCAAGCAAAGCCGUAUGUCUAUGUGACGGAGGAAGAGACAACGCCUGACGGAGAGGAUGUCCGUGGCAAAUAUACGGCAGAGACAAAGGUCAUGGAGCGGCUCGACAAGGCGAGCUAUCAGGAGCUUCGCGAGCUGCAGGAGAGCGGUUACGACUCCGAUGGUGGCAGCACGCGGCCCGGCGGUGGUGGGAAAAACUCGGAGAGCGGAGGGGUAGCGUGGAAGGAGGUGGUGGAUAAGAUUCUGGUGGCGGACUUCUUUUUAAUCACAAUUGCUCUUGUCUGGUUCCUAACGGGCGUGCUGCAGCGGUCUAUCUCGAAUGACGACGGGCUGCUGCUGGCGUGGUUGAAGCUGUGGGACCCCUUGUUCCAACCGGCCAUUGGCGUGUUCAUGGGCUCUGCCGUGUUACAGGCCGUGCUUAAGAAAAGAAACUAA
Closterium sp. Naga37s-1 is the source of this 864-nucleotide messenger RNA. NCBI's taxonomy places the organism in Eukaryota, Viridiplantae, Streptophyta, Zygnematophyceae, Desmidiales, Closteriaceae. The record is from the annotation of a GenBank genome assembly.